CAAUCAAGCUUAGACACCGCCAAGAUGCACUUGAAGAAUUGUCUACUGUUUUACACAUCGGCUGCCUUGCUUUUCUGCAGCUACCAGCAGGCUGCAGGACAACCUAGGUGCUCUUGGUAUAACGGUCUCUCAACCGCAGUCGUCUGUUCAGGUGACCUGCACGUCUUCCAAAUUGAGAAUUUCUUCAGACAACUGGUUCAGGGUGGGAAGGUGAGCUUCGACGAACUGCGGAUCUCCGACAACGCCCUCAUUCAGCGUCUGACGGUCGGCUUCCUCGGCGAACUCCAAUUCAGGCAGAUUUCGAUAGUUUCUUGUCCAAACCUCGUGCAAGUGGACGAUUUUCUCGGGGCUUCGAGCGACACUGCCUCUAAAGUGAUGUUGUACGGGAACAGCUUGUCGGAAGUUCCUCAACUGACCUCCACCAGGCUUUACGAACUCCACGUCUACCAGACGGAAAAACGCGUUGUGGUUCGGAGAUCAGCGUUCGAGCGUUCGAGGACCAUCGUGAAACUCGAUUUCAGGAAGGCUAUUGUCGAACCUUUCGCCUUCCUCGACUUGAAGGAGUUGUAUUCACUCUACAUCCGGGAUAUCUCGCCGACGCCUCUGGUCGCGGGCUCCUUCCACUUCGCGUCUCCGGCGCUCGGCUACGUUGAGCUGACGUCAUACGAGCCUUGGGAAGGACACGCCGAACCAGGGACAUUCGGAGGAUUCUUGAGCACUACCUGGUUCCGACUGGGAUCUGCAGCCAGCGUCUCGCCAGACAUUUUCUUCCCUGUCGUAAACAGUUCCACUCUUUUCGAGAUUGGCGUUCCAGUAAGGUGUGAUUGCCAAGUAGCUUGGAUACGAUUGUCGACCUUCCUGCCUCGAACAACCAUCCGAUGCGCCACCGAGACUUCCUUCGUCGCGCUGCCAGACGUCGAUGAAGCUGAAUUCAGGGACUGCGGCUCCAGCUGCACCGCCCGAGGCUCUCCCGCUCGGCAAUCAGGAGCUUUCACAACACCUCCGACAAACGGGAUUGAACGAUUUUGAUUGUGUCUGGGAUAAUCACUGUUUUUUCGAAGGAUUUAGGAUAUUUCUUUGAUUUCCGGAAUUCGACUUGUCAUGGUCGUUCUCUAGAGAAUAAUUUACAAAUUUAUGAUAGUUAUCCAUGGGAUUUUGUCUCUAAAUGAAAUCUAUGGAGACAAGUUGUGGGUUAUAAUUCACCUCAUUAUUCACUUUAUAUAAUUCUUGUAUCUAAUUUGGCAAAUAAAGUCACAAUCAGCA
This is a messenger RNA of Penaeus vannamei (Pacific white shrimp), 1263 nucleotides long. The record is from RefSeq and is a predicted model, not a curated record. Lineage: Eukaryota; Metazoa; Arthropoda; Malacostraca; Decapoda; Penaeidae.